Messenger RNA from Tigriopus californicus, 1872 nucleotides. RefSeq lists its product as uncharacterized. The transcript is spliced from 6 exons. Gene Ontology annotation, molecular function: GTP binding; GTPase activity; protein kinase binding. The record is from RefSeq and is a predicted model, not a curated record. Gene Ontology annotation, biological process: small GTPase-mediated signal transduction; establishment or maintenance of cell polarity; mitotic cytokinesis. Gene Ontology annotation, cellular component: cell cortex; cell projection; cytoplasmic vesicle. Lineage: Eukaryota; Metazoa; Arthropoda; Copepoda; Harpacticoida; Harpacticidae. Bases 26 to 1366 code for a protein of 446 amino acids.
UUCCCCCAAUGCAACAAACACCAGAAUGGAUCAACAGAAGAACGUGCUGAUUGCGGGCAACCCGGGCACGGGCAAGACCAGUCUGCUCCUGACCAUGGCACGGGGCGUGUUCCUGACCACUGUGCCCAAACGCUUCGAAGGCUGGACCAUGAACGCCCAAGUACCACCACCCUCCAUUGAAGUCCUCGCCUCCAUGGAGGGCAAUAACAAACAGAAGAACAAAGUCAGUCGGACCAAAUCCCAUGGAUUGGGAACAAAUAGCUCGUUUUCGUCUGCCCAUAGCAAUGGACCGAUUGUUAGUUUCACUUUGUGGGAGGACUGGUCACGCACAAUUAAGCUCGCCAACGAGGACGAGAACGAAGAGGACGAGAACAUUGCCGACUUCAAGGGCGUUGAUGACAAUGGCGAAGGAAAACAGCAUGGAAUAGUGAUAACGGCCACGCCACCUGAGACCAAUGAAGCCGAGGCUGAUGGAACCGAGGCUGACAACGAUGCCAUAGCCAAGAAUAAUAACAAUCAAAUCAAACCUCCCGUUCAGAAUGGGACCAGAAAGAACUACGCCACGGACGGCAAGAGAUCCGAAAGGAACCCCGAUGGUUCCCUUAAAAGCCCGUACUGGCAUCCGGAUCUGGUGCCCAUCAUCGCACGUUGCCAUUCGGUGGACGAUGCCGCCAUUGUCAAACCCCACGAUCCGUGCUUCCCGGUCCGCCCAUUCCUGGCGCCCGAUCCCGAUGUGAUACUCUUGUGCUACUCAUGCUGUGAUAUCGACUCCUUCAUGGACUCGGAAAAAGACAUUUGCGAGGAUCUCGUCAAGCGAUUCCCGAACACGCCCAUUAUUGUCGUGGGGACCAAAAGCGACCUCAGAGAUAGUGAACCCGAGGUCGUGUCAUUGGUGGAUCGCAAUCUCCUUAUUUCGGAAUCGUGCGCCACCCAAGAUAUAGCGCGAGGUUUGGGCAGCACCCACUCCUUGGAUGAAGGGGGCUUGGUGAUGAAUGGGACCACCAAAUUCAUGGUCAAUUCCCAAAUGGGUCUAUCCUUGGCCAAGCGAAUAAAAGCCAGCGCCUUUUUCGACUGCAGUGCCUUGACCGGCCAGAACAUAUCAGCAUUGGUGAGCGAAGUGUCACACAUUCUUUACUACGGCCUACCCAGUUCCCUGAUGUUGGGGGUCGGGUUUCGACCCUCAGCUGCAGCCUUCUCAGCCUUGGCCCGAAGAACCUCAUCCAAGAAGAAUUCAGCUCCACUGGCCUUGUUUCAGAGCUCGACCAAAAAGCGUUCCUCCCAAAGUGUUUAUAAGAGCAAGGCCGCCUCUUUCAAUUUCAUCAAAGGCUCUAUGACUAACAUAUAUCACAGUGCCACCAAGGACUAAGGACAGCGACCUUAAUGCCCGAACACCUUUUUCUCCUCCCCAUAUCAGACCUCACAGAAGAAACAUCCGAAGUUUUCCUUCCACUUAUGCUGAACAGCCUUCACAAACCAGACGCAAUUGCGAGAAGAUAGUCUACUGACGGAAGUCCGCCUGUUUCGUUAACGCGAUGGCCGUUGGAACCUUUAGUGAGUGAACAUGAAUCGAUCAAUUACCAUGCACUUUUUACGUUCGUACAGUUGGUGGUACCAAGGCGUACAUACAUACAGAGGGGAGAGGGACCAAGAGCCUCGAUGUCUGUGUUCCAUCAGAAGUGCAUUUAUGCCACCACCUGCUGCUGCUGCUGCUGCUAUUGUUGUUGGUGGUGGUGGUGGUGUUGUUCUGGUCGUCUUGGACGUCUUGGAACACUUUUCGGCUGUUGGCUGCAUUUUUACCGAUGAAACGCAAUCAUUCUCACACCCAAUGUGUACUUAAUGAAAUAUACUAUCAUUCUUAUGUUCAAUGUUAAA